Molecule: messenger RNA, 159 nt
Organism: Ambispora gerdemannii
Lineage: Eukaryota; Fungi; Glomeromycota; Glomeromycetes; Archaeosporales; Ambisporaceae
Source: the annotation of a GenBank genome assembly
UUAAUUAUGCUACAAGAGGAAUGGGUGAGUAUCGAUCUCGAAACCUUACGUGAGUUAAUUUCAAGUCUACCUAGAUGUGUAGAGAAGUUGAUUCGUUUAGGACGAACUCAGUGUGAAAACUCGGGUAGAAAACUCGGGGGAAACGAAAACUCUGGGUGA